Molecule: messenger RNA, 5166 nt
Organism: Anneissia japonica
Lineage: Eukaryota; Metazoa; Echinodermata; Crinoidea; Comatulida; Comatulidae
Product: protein SFI1 homolog
Exons: 28
Coding region: 410-4714 (1434 amino acids)
Molecular function (GO): phosphatase binding
Source: RefSeq, a predicted model, not a curated record
GCGCGAAUGGUGGAUCGGUUAAUUCGAGCGAAAACAUGUAGGCCUAGGGCUUAGCUUAUUAGCGAAUAUUUUUAAGGUUUUAACAGGGAGGUAUACGGUUUUACCUUCCUAUAACUUACUAUUUAUAUAUAAGAUAAUAUUGUGACCCAGUCAUUAUUCAAUGCGUAGGGGAACUGAUAGAAACUUUUCGCUAGUAUUUUUAGUAACGUAGGCCUAGGCCUAGCCUAGUAGGCCUGACAUGAGAGACUCUCUGGUUCCGGUUUCAUAUCAUAGGCGGCCGCCUAUAGGAGAACCUAAGUUGAUCUGGGUCAAUCAGUCUACUUACAUAGGCCUAGGUCUUGGCCUGUCUUAUUUCCUUCUGAAUUAGCUUUAUGAGAACAGAUGACUCACUUAGGCCUACAGUUUAAACAUGAACAUGAAGAAGGCAACAAAUACCGAAGAGAAGCAAAAAGCUCUGCUUGAGCUGAGAGCUGAGCGAAUGAGACUAUUGGAAAGAGCUAAACAAAAUCUGCAAACAUCUCUGUCGACUGGUGAUCAUGAUUCAGAUGUUCUUGUUGACACUAGACAACAUAGCAGUUAUCAACAAGAAGAUUCACCAGAUCAUCAUUCAACAUUCAAGUAUAAAGGCAAGAGUGUGAGGAAUGAAAAACAUAAAGCAAGUCACAAGUUACCACAUGACAGACCAACUGAACCUAGUGUUCGUAGACCUACAGAAUUUCCCACAAUGCAGCCUAGCAAACCUCAGAGGAAGAUCAAGAGACCUUCUAAAAGAGACGGUAGCACCAAGACUCACCACUUUCAGCGUGCGCGGCCAGGGUACACAUGGAAUAUGGGUGGAAGGCUGAAGGAAAUCAGAAUCAGACAUCUUGCCAGAAAGUUCUUAUGGAUUUGGAUUCAGAAUUCUUUCGGAAGGACUAGACCAUCUAUAGCCAGGAACCAUUAUAAAAAAGUACUAUUUAGAAAAGUGAUGACUGAAUGGAAAGAUUUGUGGUGGACUGGAAGGAAGGAAUGGAAGUUAAUGAUACGGGCUGAUUGUCAUAACAGGUACCGUUUAUGGCGUCAGACUUGGGUAACAUGGAUGCAGUAUGUAAUUGUUCAGAGGGUUAAGAAGGCAAAGAUGACUUUAGCGUAUAAACAUGCUGACCAGAAAAUACUGCGUAGAGCUUUUGCAGGUUGGCGUGAGCACCAUGACGCCAAGCGUGCUAAAACAUCAGUCUACAAAACCCUUGACAAAGCUGUCUCACAGAAACGUGUAAAGAGGGCGUGGGCACUGUGGAUGGCCCAACUUGAGAGAGCACGAUUUGUGCAGGAUAGGGAGGCAUAUGCCUUACACUACUGGGCUCAAAGCCUUACUAAUAAGAUGUUGCAAAAAUGGAAGUUAAGGAUGAGAGGAAGACAAGAGGAUAAAGAAAGAGAAGCAGUUGCCAUUCAGUUGCAUAACCAGUUUCUUGUGGCCAGGUGCUUCUUUCAAGGCUUCCUACCUUACACUAUGUACAGGAUGGAGAAGAAAAAGAGAACAGCAACUGGUGUAACUUUCUAUAUGGAACGUUUGACGGCAAAGCAUUUUCAUCACUGGCAUACCAGAUGGUACACUAAGAAGAUCAUGGCUGAGAAGAGCCAUCAGAUACAGGUCAUGGGUAAAAGUGCAAUGCUCAGGAGAAUACUGACACAUUGGAAAUUCUACAUAUCAGUGAAGCAAGAGAAAGCAGCAAAAAGACAGUUAGCCAAUGGGCAUUACCAAGCCAGGUUAUUACGAGUUGGUUUGUCAUCACUCCAACAUGCAGUGAAAGAUCGUAAACAGAAAAAUCAUCGGGAAGUGAUCGCUAAGGACUUUAGGAUAACAAUUCUUACCAAAAAAGCCUGGAAUCGAUGGAUGGAGCGAUGUGAUGAAAAUGAUGAACUGAAGCUUAUCACUCAGUCACGGAAAGCAUGGCAUCAUUAUAGGAUAAAAACUUUAGGAAGGUCUGUGGCUAUUCUGCAGCGAUACACUGCUUGGAGAAAACACCGCAAGAGUCAGUACAUAACUGCUGAUGCAUUCUUUGCUUAUAAAGUUCUCCCAAAAUGUCUUCGGCAUAUGCAUCAAUUUGCUAAACUGAUGCAAGAAAAACGGGAACGAGUGACGGCUUCACAAGACUUUCGAAGGGAAUGUCUUCUUGGAAGUACUUUUUAUCGGUGGAUGUUUACGUAUCGAGCAAGUCAAGAUUACAGGAUGAUGGAACGAAUGGCUAUUCUCCAUCGUGAUGAGAAACUCAUCCGUAGAAGCCUCAGAGUCUGGUGCAAAGGCACACAGGAGAAAAUAAAAGAGACAAAGAAAAUGCAGACUGCUUUACAACAUUAUUAUUGUAAUCUUCUAGUGAAGAUGAUGAAGGCCUGGAAGUUAUUUACAAAAUCUGAAUUAAGAAGUCAUGAACAAGGCCUAGUAGCAUGUAAACACAAUAAUCAGCAAACUCUCAAGAAAGCUUGGACAGCAUGGGGAAUGUAUGUUGCUAAGCAGCAGGUGAAAGGUCACAAAAUGGCUAUGGCUGAAGUUUUCUAUCAACAGUGUCUCCUGAGGAAAGUUGUAGACGCAUGGAAGACCUAUAAUAAUGAAGUGAUUGCUAUCCAUAUGGAAGCAAGCAAGAAAAAGUCAAAAGUUGAGAAGAGACGUCUUGGGGAACUCUUCCACCAAUGGCAUCAUACUACCCAAGAGCUGAUAGAAGAUCGACUGAAGUUACAGAAAGCUGAAAAAUACCAUGCAGUAAAAUUGAAGUCUACUGUUUUUAAUAGAUGGAACUACUACGCAAUUAUCCAUAUUGGAUGUAGAGAUGAGGAAGAGCGCCGAAUUCAACAUCUGCAGUGUAAGCUACGAACAGGAAAACUUAAGCGUGUGUUUAAAGCCUGGGUUUCCUUCACUGCCAUCAAACAGACCAAAUGCUAUUUAAACAGCAAAGCCAGAUUUCAUUAUCAAAGCAAGAUGAAGCGAAAGGUGAUGGAGCAAUGGAAGGAAUUCAACAGCAUUCAGUUAAGGAAGGCUUUGUUGCAUCGUCAAAGUAUCUGGCUUCACAACACAAGACUACUUUCGUUUGGAUUUAAAAGAUGGUGGAAACAGUACCAUCUGUCUGUAGGAGAACAAGCAAAAUCCAACACAGCACUCUGGCAAUGGAGCCUAGUUCUUCAGCGCAAGGUACUCCUGGCAUGGGUUACAUACACUGCUGACAAGAAACGGAAGCAAGCUCGUCUUGUAGAGGCCAUGGCAUCAAGACGUAAAAGGUUACUGAAGGAAGGGGCAUCAAAGUGGUUGAGAGUUGCGUCGUAUCUUGCCAGUGAAAGAGAAAGAUUUGCAGCCAGACAACAAGUUGAAAAUGCAUUUACAUCAUACCAGCUUGUUCACCGCUGUGCAAUGAAAUGGAGGCAGAAGACCCUUGCAAAAAGAGUUCUUCCUCAUGGGCCCUCUAUGAAACCUCAAGCAAAGCAGAGCAACAAAAUGCUGCUGCCAAAUCCAAAGCAGUCAUCUACUGAGCCGCAGGUUUCUGUGAAGCCAAAGCCAGCCCAGGAUGAAGGCUUAGCAUCCAUAGACAGGUUAUUAUCAGGUUUGUCAAGCAAACAGAGGAAUCGCCCUCAACCCCGAAGACCAGCCUUUCUAAUGGAAUCUCUACAGAAGGAAGGACUCUGGCAAAACACUAGAACACAAGGACCAAAUGAGUUGAUGCAAGAAAUCCAGCAUGUAGGAGAUUCAGUGGAACAGCCUCUUUCUACAGUUGGCCUAAAUGUGUUGCCAUUUGUGGAAUAUAUACAAGAUACAGAUCUUAAACUCAAAUCUGUUCAAAAAGAAUUGCCUAAUACAGAUGUUGCCCAUAAAAGAGAUAGAGGUGUUCGCAAAGCCAAGACAUCUGAGAGUUUGCCAACACCAGAACUUGUGAAAACACCAAGAAGAGUAAUCAAAGAGAGACCACUGCCUAAGAGAGAUACUAGUAAUACUCUACCAACUGUACCAACCUCAACAGCAAAUAAACCCUUGCUUUUACCACCAUCAGCAUUUAUGAAGCCUCCUACUCAUAAGACAAAUGAUCAUCGGGCUGGUACCGGUGAGAGAACUCUUUCAGCAAAACAGAUAAAACCAUUAGUGUUGUCACUUUCAGAUGAUUCAGGACCAGCUGGUAAAGAUGACGAACCAGCUGGUUUGCCUGCACUACAUCAUCGACCAGUUACACCCCCACUACGAACAUCAUUUGAAGUAACUAGUCCAUCUUGGGCAUCAAGCUUACAUGAAGAAGGUUCGCCAGAUAUGACCAAAAAACUUCCUCAGCCAAAAUCUGGAGUGGUUCUUUUGCCACCAAAUGCGUUCAAAUCUGGGAAGAGUAUUAUGCAGGGUGAAGCUCUAGCAAAGGGCAUGACCUUGCAGCAGGAAUUGAAGAACAUUAGAGAUCGGCUUAAAACAUUCCAACAACUAAAAAUAAGAAUGAGCUUGUUAAGAGAACAAAACAAACAGCUGACAGAAUACCUUGAAGAUCAACCUAAAGAUUCGCCAGGUUGCGAUGAUGACCUCCAAAUUCAAGAUGUCAUCGAUGAAAUAGAACAGCCUCAGGUGGCGUUUUACAUACAAUAUAAAUAUUACCCAAUGGACUACGAAGGAGACUUUACAAUUAAUAACAAAUGUCAAGACAGACAAUGUAUACUGUAUUUAAAUUGGACCUCAUUGGAUAUGGGUGGACUCCGGCCUAAUGGGAGUUCCUGAUGCUCAUUACGUGAUGUAGACAACGAAGCCACAACUAUCAGGAAAGAACGUCCAGACUCACUCGUAAAAGGGCAACAGAACUUACCAAUUAUUCAUAGAUAGCCUAAAAUCGUCGCUCAUCAAGCUUCUUGCAACAAUUCUGGAUAUUAAAUUAAUUACAAUAUAGUGUAAAUGUUAUUUUUCAAAUGUUUUCCCCUGCAAUCUCAAAAAUAAUGUUCACCAUUAUGUAGUAAUUCUUGUAGGCUUUAUAUUUAUUAAUAUUGUAUUAUUACUGUUAAUGUUUAUCUUAUUAAUAGAGAAAGUAACCCGUUUGUUGUAAAGAAUAUAGACAUGUAAGAUAAUAAGAUAUAACAUUUUGAGGAUUAAAAUCAGAUUUAUUGAUUUUUGCCGGAUGUACAUAAUGUAGGCCUACAGUAUAUAAAUAAACAAUGUAUGUAUCACAACUUAAUUUC